This is a messenger RNA of Schistocerca nitens (vagrant locust), 464 nucleotides long. RefSeq lists its product as uncharacterized. The record is from RefSeq and is a predicted model, not a curated record. The coding region runs from base 94 to 333 and encodes 79 amino acids. The transcript is spliced from 3 exons. Lineage: Eukaryota; Metazoa; Arthropoda; Insecta; Orthoptera; Acrididae.
UGAUCGGAAGUGACUUAAAUUAAACUAAUUGAUGAAUAUAGAAAACAAUCCAUUCUUCGGGAUCCUCAGCAUAAGGAUCAUGACUGGAAACACAUGAAAGCAGAUGCUUGGCGAGAAAUAUCUGCGGAGAUGGAUGUAUCUGUGGACCAGUGCAGAAAAAAAAUACCUUUGCUGUCUUCAUACCGACGGGAGAAGGGCAAAUUGAAAAACAGCAUGGGAUCAGGAAAAGGAAGAGACGACGUUUAUGUAAGCAGGUGGUUUGCUUAUGAUGCUUUCAAGUUUGUGGAGGACAGGGACGUAUCAAGAAAAGGACUUAACAACGGAGACGGAUGAGAUUAUUAGAACUGAAGAUGACAUCAAGUCAAUGCUCAUCAUUUCUAAAGGCAGCCAACAAGAGCCAACAGGGUCAACAUCUACUGCCAGACCUACCAAGCGUAAGCGAACUGAUGCUAGCGACUCAGUGG